GCAUUGAAUCAGCUGGCUUCGAAGAUGACUGCGCUUGCGCGUUACGGUGGUGAGGAUGUCUUUGUCAAGAUGCGGAAACUGAUCCAGGAGAUGAUUAGUGCACUGGAGCAGACCAACCGUGAAGAGAUGGGCAAGAAGGCCUUCUGCGAUCAGGAAAUGAAGCACACCAAAGCCACCUUGAGUGACAGACAGGAUGAAUCGAAGAGAAAGAGCGCAGCCUUGGAACUCACCACGGCACAGGUGGCACAGCUUCGAGAAGAACUGGCGAAUUUGGCUCAAGAGCUCGCAGACCUUGCCGAGAGUGAUCAGGAGCUCACCAAGAUGCGUCAGGCGGAGCACGAAGAACAUACGCAGGCCUACAAAGACCUGGAGCUUGGUCUUGCUGGUGUCCAAACUGCCAUCAAGGCCCUCCGUGACUACUACUCCCAAGAUCGCCCUGUUCAACUGGACAUGGCAGCAUCCAUGGCCUUGGCGGCCGAUGGCCGUGCCCCUCGUGUCGACAUCGCCGAGGUGUCCACCGCUGGAGCCGGAGUCAUUAGCUUCCUGGAGGUCGUGGAAUCCGACUUUGCAAGAAACAUGGCAGAUUUGCAGUCCCAGGACAGAAAUGCUCAGGAGGCCUACGAAAAGCUGAUGCAGCAAAGCAAGGUGGUGAAAGCUCAGAAAGAGGCAGAUGUAAAGCACAAGACAACCGAGGCGACCAAUCUGGAGCGAAGCGCAACUGAGCUUCGGUCUGACACAGCCUCUGCCAAGCAGCAGCUGGAAGCCGUUACAGAGUAUCUGGGCAAACUCCAGGAAGAGUGUACUGCCAAGGUUGAAACUCGAGAGGAACGGAUGGCCAAGCGGCAGAAAGAAAUGGAAGGCUUGCAGGAAGCUCUAUCCAUUCUUGAGUCUGCCGUCAGUGUGUGAUGGCAGCAGUUGGUUGAUGGUCGAACUCCCAGCAAAUAUAUGGAGCUUUCCUGCGGUUUCUAAACUUUGCACCAAAGUUAACUGCAGCAACUGGAACAUGGAACAUGUUUGAAGCGAAUACUGCGCAACUGCAGACACGUCAAGUAAGUAGAGUAUGUUUAGCAGAUUCAUUGAUGAGCAACACGACAGGGAAAUCGAUGCUGUUUUCUACCGAAUCGUUGGCAUCUGCCAG
Molecule: messenger RNA, 1138 nt
Organism: Cladocopium goreaui
Lineage: Eukaryota; Dinophyceae; Suessiales; Symbiodiniaceae
Source: the annotation of a GenBank genome assembly